Messenger RNA from Oldenlandia corymbosa var. corymbosa, 1614 nucleotides. Lineage: Eukaryota; Viridiplantae; Streptophyta; Magnoliopsida; Gentianales; Rubiaceae. The record is from the annotation of a GenBank genome assembly.
AUGAAAAUCCAGAAAUCAAAUAUCAUUUAUUCUGAUUCGGAUUCUGAUGCAAUUAUAAGGAUAUCUGGAGAUGAAAUACGUACAGAAUCAGUGGAUGUAAUGAUACAAAUAGAGGGACAGGGAACUAAGCGGACCAGGAGUCUAUCCGGUGUUGAAAAAAGUGACAAAAGCAAUCCUAAAAGGAAAAGAGUCCAACAAACGGGCAAAACACCUGGACAACAGGAAAAAGAAGUUUCACAACGAACAGAAAAGGAAUCUAGGAAAAGUACUAAAGCACAAAGAGGACCAGAAGGUACCCCAAAAGCCAAAACAGCACAGAAGGGCCAGCCUAAAAAGAGGAAAAGCAGGCAAGAUGAAGAUAACCCGUUCCUAAAUAGAGUUUCACCCCAUGCUGUAUGCGAUUUUGUUGCAAAACUGGAUGACCUACAAAUAAAAGCUAUCCGAGAAAUCGGGUUUGGGCACCUUCUGGAUAUCAAAUUUGAGAGCCCCCAAUUUUCACGAGUGAUAAUUCAAGGAAACCAACAGCUGACAAUAGAUGAGGCAGAUGUGGAGGCCGUAGUGGGCUUACCACGAGGUCGGUAUGAAGUGGUAGACUACGUUGAAGGAAAAGGGAGUGAAGAGUACACAAGGCUGGUUGAUGAGAUGAGAAUAACAUUUGGUUUAGAUACAGGCAAAGGAGGUCCACCAGCAAAUAAACUGUUGAACUAUCUAGUUGGUGGGAGGAUGAAAAAAAAAGGCGUGGAACCAGACCCGGCAACUUUUACAGACCGUAUAUAUGGAGAUAAGUUCAAAAGAUGGUUCGUCAUCGGAGUUGUAUCCAGUAUAUUCUGGAGAACAAGAUCUUCGGACUGUCGUUUUCAGCUGAUGAACUCCCUGAUAAAUGUAGAUCAGAUCAAAGAAUUGAAAUGGUGUGAAUACAUCAUUACAACACUUAAGUUCACGGUGUUGGAAUGGAAAAGGAAUCCAGGGCAUUAUACAGGGCCACUAGUCUUUAUUGUGCCAGCAAAAAAUGACAGUUUUUUGGGGAAAGGAAUUGACACAGAGAGCCAAUUGGAUGCUUGGUGCAACAGUGAAGAGAUGAUUGAAUGCAUAAAAAAUUUCGAAAGCUUCAUAGAAGAUGCAUUAAAAUCGUCAAAACCUGCCAAUACGCAGCAGGAGAAGGGUGAUGAUGAUGUGAUUUCAUCAAAACCAAACUGGAGUAUUGGGCUUACCCAGUUGGAGUUUGAAGCAAGCCAAUUUAAAGUGGUUCAGCCUGAAGCAAAUGAGACUGAAGGAUUGAAUACCGUCGAGAAGGAAAUCUUAGAGAGCGUCAUACAAGGUGCAACAACUAAUUACUCUACACCACAAAAGGUAAAUGACAGUACAUGUGAUAACACAAAUCAGCAAAGUGUCAGUGAAGAAGAGAUAAAAGAGUAUAUUGAUAGUGUUCUCAGCGGGAAAAAGCAAGACCAAAGGAAAAAAAGAGGAGAACUUAAAAUAACUGAUAAGUCACCAUUCUGGAAAAAUGGUGGAAAUGGAAUCAAAGGGAUCACUAAAAUUGAAAGGCUCGUAUCUGAUUACGCAUUUGCGGAUGACAACGACAUGUACAAACCCUUCUACGAUGCCAAUCUAUGA